Messenger RNA from Ambispora leptoticha, 307 nucleotides. NCBI's taxonomy places the organism in Eukaryota, Fungi, Glomeromycota, Glomeromycetes, Archaeosporales, Ambisporaceae. The record is from the annotation of a GenBank genome assembly.
AAGGAUAAAGAUAUCGAAAUUAAAAAUCCUGACCUCUAUUUGGCUACUUUGGCCGCUGCUACUGAUGGCAAAGAAAACCCAAAGUUAGAAGAGGAAGGGAUUAUUGUUUUUGAUACUGAUUAUUCCCCCGUUAAAGGUGGAGGAGUAAAUUUUCAAGAAAAAUCAAUAGUAAUUAGUCAAAAAGCAACCGAAGAAGAAUUAACCCUCACUAUUACUACCAGUGGAGUUACCAAACCAAGGGAGGCUCUCCAAGAAGUUUUGGAGUUGUCGAAAGACUCUUUUAAUUCUAUCUCAACUUUGCUAAAUG